Hibiscus syriacus is the source of this 1213-nucleotide messenger RNA. Its product is annotated as ubiquitin-conjugating enzyme E2 32-like. The transcript has 5 exons. The record is from RefSeq and is a predicted model, not a curated record. The coding region runs from base 96 to 1013 and encodes 305 amino acids. Lineage: Eukaryota; Viridiplantae; Streptophyta; Magnoliopsida; Malvales; Malvaceae.
GGAGGUUAGUAAGUUGACGGGAACGGUGGUGGACCAGGUGGUAGCAGCUGCUGUUGUGCCUGUGGUGGUUUGAUAUUCGAUCGGAUCGUGAUCCAAUGGCUGAAGACAGGUACAACCUCAAGAAUCCGGCGGUGAAGAGGAUAUUACAAGAGGUUAAGGAGAUGCAAUCCAAUCCUUCUGAUGAUUUCAUGAGCCUCCCUCUCGAGGAGAACAUAUUUGAAUGUCAAUUUGCAAUUAGGGGUCCCAGGGAUUCUGAAUUUGAAGGAGGGAUUUAUCAUGGAAGGAUCCAAUUGCCUGCUGAGUACCCUUUUAAGCCCCCUUCGUUUAUGUUGCUGACUCCAAAUGGGCGUUUCGAAACCCAAACUAAAAUUUGCUUAAGUAUAUCGAAUCACCACCCGGAGCAUUGGCAGCCUUCUUGGAGUGUGAGGACUGCUCUAGUGGCACUGAUUGCUUUUAUGCCCAGCAGCCCAAAUGGUGCCCUUGGUUCUCUAGAUUAUAAGAAGGAAGAAAGACAUGCUCUUGCCAUCAAAUCUCGUGAAGCUCCACCCAAAUUCGGGACUCCUGAGCGCCAAAAGCUUAUUGAUGAGAUUCAUGAAUAUAUGUGGAGCAAGGCACCCCCUGUUCCUCAACUAAGCCCUUCACAGGCCUCAAAAGAACACCCUACCAACAGUGAUGGAGGACCUCAGGCUAAUCAGCAGGAUUCUGUUAAUAUGGUUGCUGAGAACAGACCACUGAAUCAGCAGGAUUCUGUUGAAGAAGAGCCUCUGGCUCCAGCCAAUGCUAAUCCAGGCAACGCUGAAAUGAGGAUGAGGGCAGCAGUGAGCGAGAUUCCUGCCAGGGAACCCAGUCAUCAGCAGCUGCGAAGGCCGCCAGAGAUGAGGGUUCAGAGAUCUGCUGACGACCGCUUGUUUACAUGGGCAGCUGUUGGACUUACCAUUGCAAUCUUGGUUCUUUUGUUCAAGAAGUUCACGAAAUCUAGCGGACCUGGUGCUGUUUUCAUGGGUGGUUCAUAGUUCUCCCGGCAAGGAUGUCGGUUGAGCUGUACUUGCUUUGCAGGAUUAGUUCAACAAGAAGUAAGAAACCUAUUAAAGACACAUUGAUUUGAAUCUAUAUAGUGAAUCAAUCUGUAAUAUAUAUUAUACCAGCUUGGUAAAUUUCAGCUACUGUAAUUAACAGUGAAUGUCAACAAUGGAUUAUCAUAUUUUUUAUGCAA